This is a messenger RNA of Periconia digitata, 2040 nucleotides long. The record is from the annotation of a GenBank genome assembly. Lineage: Eukaryota; Fungi; Ascomycota; Dothideomycetes; Pleosporales; Periconiaceae.
GCUGCGCUGGCCAGUGUGCACCUCUGAGCUUCAUCCCAUGGUCUGAUACACGUCCUUCCUACAGCUCCUGGACUGCCCGAAGUUGUUUCCGCCAUGGCACUUCCACAAAUUGUACCUUUCCCAGCAAAACCUCUUCGUCAGCAAGUCGUUCCAAAAGAGUGGGAGCUGUAUCUGGACGCAUGGACAUCACUGGUUGAACUCUAUCUCCGCCUCCCAGACCAGCAAUUUGCAUCGGCUAUAUCGACGGAGGGAUCCUCUAUCGUCGAUUUUCUGGCAUCGUUUUUCCACGAGCUUGCCAAUGACGACAGCAUUUUACCCACGGCGUUGACGCUACGCAAAAGAUGCUUUCACCUUCUACACAGGAUCUAUUCAGGCCAUCAGGUCCCCUCGGCACUCCUGAAAUGGCCUGUAUUAUCCGACAUCUGCCAUUGCUUUCCCAAAAGCGAACAGCUGCGAGCUCUUCUGAGUCAGCUGUGGAAGAAAGAAGCUGAUGUCAUUGAGAAGAACCUUCAGCUGGCCAAAACCUCUUUAAUCAAGAAUCUUGAAUCGAAAAUGCCGCAGAAUGCAGAAGACACGUUGAACAAGCUUGUCCCUUUGCUAAGAGUAUCUCCUGAAGCCGGCACGUACAUGCUCACCGGAUCGGACUUCAUGGACUCGUUAAACGCCGCGUACUCUAAUGUUUCCUCUGAUAUUCAGGUGAAGCUUACUGCGACUGCUUUCUUAGGCUUGACAGCUUUGUUAGAAGGUCCCAAGCCCAGCCUGUCUACUUUAUCAGACCACCUGUACAGUCUGAAGACUAAUGGGGAACGGCAACAGAAAUCGGCUUCUACGCAAGGGUCGCUUGUCGCAAGUCUGGUCACCAACACGCCUUUCUUAGCUAAAGUCCGUGAUAGGGCUACUGUCUUGGAAGCCACACGAGUAAAGAACUUUGCUGCUGAGCUUAGCGUUUUCCAACAACCGUCCAUCGCUCGGCCUCGGAAACUUGUUCGGCGCAAAGUUGAUAAGGGUAAAAAUAAACAAGUUACUCAUGACCACCCGUCUGAACAUAUGCAUGUUCAUCGUAUGACAUUGAUCAGCCAGAUCCAAGACCUUUUCCCAGAUCUUGGGUCCGGUUUCGUAGCCAAAUUACUUGAUGAAUAUGACGACGAUGUCGAAGUUACUACUGCACAUCUUCUUGAAGAUUCUCUGCCUCAUCAUCUAGCCAAUGGUGAUCGAAAUGAGCAACUGCCCACCGUUGAAGCCAGCGCUAUUCAACAGGUUCCCCAGUCUGAGCCACCACCGUCCAUGCGCCGCAACGUUUUCGAUAAUGAUGAACUUGAUCGACUUGCUGUCGAUGCCUCGCGGUUGCAUCUCGGCCGGAAGAAUCAACAGCUUACAGCCGAUAAAAUACUGGAUAACCGACACGAUGCCCCUAGCAAGUCCGCUAUUCUCUCUGCCCUUGCAGCAUUCGAUUCAGAUGAUGAUGAACGUGACGAUACUUAUGACGUUGAAGAUGUCGGUGGCACGAUUGAUUCUACUGCCGACGAUGCGAAUACGCAAGACAAGAACGAAGAAGCCUUGUUCAAAGCCUAUUCCACUACGCCUGGAGUGUUUGGUCGGGAUGCAGCGACGAGAAGAAGUACCGCUAGGACAGCAUUGAAGUCUGAAACAGGCAUGACCGACGAAGCCAUCGAAGGAUGGAGCAUCAUGAUAGGCCGAGACCCGAAACGCCUCAGGCGGCUGGAAGCCAGAUUCGCAGCUUUCGCUGGCCAGCAAACGGAAUUGGCAACCACCGCCUGGCGCGCAAGUCCCAUGGGUUCCGAAGGCGAGGAUACGGGAGGCGGUGGAAGGGGCGGUUCGUCAGGCAGGGGUCACAACAGAGGACAGGGUCGUGGCCGAGGUGGCGGAGGAAGAGGUCGCGGUAACCCUGCAGGCCCUGCCGAUGACAAACAGACUCAGGUUGCACGGCAAAGGAAAGACCAAAACAAAGGUUCCCGGGCAAACCAUAACCGGAGAGACCAGAGAGCGAAAAAACUGGCAAGAGGAGGUUUUCCUGGAUAG